Hypoxylon fragiforme is the source of this 1693-nucleotide messenger RNA. Its product is annotated as GTP-binding protein GTR2. Gene Ontology annotation, biological process: regulation of autophagy; cellular response to amino acid stimulus; positive regulation of TOR signaling. The transcript has 3 exons. Gene Ontology annotation, cellular component: fungal-type vacuole membrane; Gtr1-Gtr2 GTPase complex; nucleus. The record is from RefSeq and is a predicted model, not a curated record. Gene Ontology annotation, molecular function: GTPase activity; GTP binding. Lineage: Eukaryota; Fungi; Ascomycota; Sordariomycetes; Xylariales; Hypoxylaceae. The coding region runs from base 356 to 1534 and encodes 392 amino acids.
CUAUCUGCAGCCACCCAGUCGUUGCAAUAUUAGAGACCUACGAUCUUAUAUUCGUCUACCCGAUACCGUGGAUUCGGCAACCUCGUUUGCAAGUUGUCUCGCUCGCUUCUGCUCAUCGUCGCGUGUACAAAUUAAGAAGCAGACUCUCCGGCGGUGUUGAAAUACACCGUCAAGAACAAUCAGAACGACCCCUUACAUCCAGGCAGUGAUGAACCAGGGACGGUUAUUGUAUUCACAUAAGGAGCACGCCUGCUCCAACUUACCCGAUCCUUGAUGUAUCUAGGCCUAAUAUUUCUUAUUGACAAGCGUCCUCUUACGCAACUCUAUUUCUCAUCUCUUAGUCCUUAUUGUUGCCAUGUCUUCUCGGCUUCGCGGCGUGGAUACUUUCGAUCUUGAGGAUGAUCAAGAACAGCUACAUGGGACACCAUCUUGUCCCUCUAGCCCAGCACAGCAAGCUCUAACACGUGUGUAUCAACAGGACCAAAGGCAACGUAAAAAUGGCCAAAGAGCGCCUGAGCAACUCAUGGACCUGUCAACGAAAGGGAAGCCUCGGUUGCUCUUGAUGGGACAGAGAAGGAGUGGCAAGUCGUCAAUAUCUAGUGUGGUAUUUCAUAAGUUGCCCCCUAGCGAGACGCUAUUUCUCGAAUCCACAGCUCGCAUCCAGAAGGAUACUAUGCCUUCUUUCAUGGAUUUCCAAGUGUGGGAUUUUCCUGGCCAAAUUGAUAUCUUUGACAACCCAACUUUUGACAUCGACGCUAUGUUUGGUGAAAUUGGAGCUUUGAUUUGGGUCAUUGAUGCUCAGGAUGAUUACCUAGAGGCUGUAGCACGGUUGAACAUUACAAUACUAAACCUCCAGCGAACGUACCCAAACAUCAAGAUUGAAGUCUUCAUUCAUAAAGUGGACGGCUUAUCAGACGACUAUAAGCUGGAUAUACAACGGGAUAUCACAAUACGAAUCCAAGACGAACUUUCGGACCACGGUUUCGAGAACGCUCCCGUCACGUUCCACUUGACAAGCAUCUAUAACCAUAGCAUCUUCGAAGCGUUUAGUAAGGUCAUCCAGAAGCUCAUCCCUCGACUAGGAAUACUUGAAGCGAUGCUUACGAACCUGUGCCGAACAUGCCGCUUCGAGAAGGCGUAUCUCUUUGAUGUUUUGUCCAAGAUAUACAUUGCCACUGACAGUGAGCCGGCGGACAUGGCAAGUUACGAGAUCUGUUCCGAUUACAUCGACGUCAUAAUAGACGUCACGGAAGUCUAUGGUAGCUGGCCUCGAAGCCAGAGGUAUCGCGAAGGUCUAGAGGGGGCCCCGUGGAACCAGAAGAUAGAAGACCAGGUCGCGUCGGUCUCCGCCGAGAGCUGUAUGGUGCUGAGCGAUGGGAACAAACCCAUAAUUCUACGCGAGGUUGAUAAGUACCUCGCGUUGGUAGCCAUCAUGAAGGAAGAUAGCUACGAUAAAAUGCCGCUGGUGAAUAUGAAUGUUGAGGUUGUCGUGCAAGGAGUGAAGGAGUUUUUUGAGAUCACGAAGCCCAAAUAGGUGGUAAUCCAACCCUUUCUAUCUAAGGAUGAGGGGUAUGGUUUGACGGGGCAUGGCUUGGUGUAGAAUGAGUUUAAUGGCUAGAACUGAUGAGGUGGUGAUCAACACAAACGUUGCAAAGCAGUCUCGGGCUGGAUUAUCCUACUGUGACUGUCUGGU